Molecule: messenger RNA, 339 nt
Organism: Eucalyptus grandis
Lineage: Eukaryota; Viridiplantae; Streptophyta; Magnoliopsida; Myrtales; Myrtaceae
Product: cysteine proteinase inhibitor 1-like
Exons: 2
Coding region: 1-339 (112 amino acids)
Molecular function (GO): cysteine-type endopeptidase inhibitor activity
Source: RefSeq, a predicted model, not a curated record
AUGAGAUUCGUCAUCCUCGCUGCUGCUGCUGCUGCCGCCGUCCUCCUCCUCCAAGCGCUGGUCGGGGGGUGGAGGCCGAUAAAGAACCUGAGCGACCCGUACGUGAGGGGGAUCGCUGAGUUCGCCAUCAAGGCGCACAAUGACGAGGCCAAUACGGGUCUGGUGCUGGUGAAGGUGAUGAAGGGCGAGACGCAGGUCGUGUCGGGGGCGAACUACAGGCUCGUCGUCGAGGUCAAGGAUGGGGCCGACACGAAGAGCUUCGAGGUCGUCGUUUGGGACAAGCCGUGGGAGCAUUCCAGGCGUCUCACUUCGUUUACGGCCGUUCCGGGCAAGGCGUGA